AUGGAUACAUAUGAUGAUCAUCAUAAUAAUGAAAAACAACCAUUAAUAAGUCCAAACAAUAAUCGCAAUAAUAACUAUCCCUCUGAUUCUAGUAAUCAUUCAUCUCCCCAUAAUAAUAAUAAUAAAACUAAAAUGUCUGAUCCUGUAUCACUUGAGAAAACCGAACAGCCAGGUCAACAACAGCAACCACAACAACAAGGACAAGAACAAGGACAACAAGGACAACAAAAUAAUCCACCUCCACAACAAGGACAACAAGGACAACAAAAUCCACCUCAAUACCAACAACACCAAAAUCCUCCACCAUACAAUCCACAAUUCCAUUAUUAUUCUUAUCCAAAUAAUCCACCACCUCAAGGUGGACAUGCCGAUCCCAAUGUAAUCUAUGUGGUUGAAGAUCAUAGUGGCCAUCAUCAUCACCUCAGUCAUCGUAGUUCAGAUCUAUUCUGUUCUAUCAUUGUUUCAUUGCAAUUUUCAUCAUAUCAUUGUUACCAAAGAACCAAUCUUUUUUCAACUUACAAUAUCCCACACUUAACUGAAUCGCCACAACAACAACAACAGCAAAGAACAGAAUAA
Cavenderia fasciculata is the source of this 576-nucleotide messenger RNA. RefSeq lists its product as uncharacterized. The record is from RefSeq and is a predicted model, not a curated record. Lineage: Eukaryota; Evosea; Eumycetozoa; Acytosteliales; Cavenderiaceae. The transcript has 4 exons. Bases 1 to 576 code for a protein of 191 amino acids.